UUAGGUUAGAAUACAGCACGGCUUGCAUUGUUUUCAGACCGAAAGCUUUUUCUGAUUUAAUUCACACUUUGACUGAUAAUGCUAGCGAGGCGACUGGUACUCACACGCGGUAAACAACUGUGCAAGCAUUCAAGCUUUCUGGAUGACGCACUCGCUCAGAUAGCACGUAGUUACAGCAUAGAGCAUGAAAAACGACAACACGAGUGGCGAGAAAAUGAGUUGAAUUCGGUAAUGCCCAAACCCGGAGAUGACCCGGAGAAACCCAAGAAAUUCGUCUGGUUUCCCACGGCCGCUCUCAAAGAGACUGACUUAGCCUUCGGUAAUGUCUUAAAAUGGUUUAAGCACAAUAAGGUCGAAUAUAUCAAAUUAACUCAGGCAUUCAAUGCGAUGAGGCACGAUAUAUUAGGCGCCAAUCUGGCCACCGCUCAUUUUAUCAUUCAUCGUGGCGGCCGGAUCAGAUUCAAGGGCAACACUUACUGGACAGAACAAAACAAGAAGGGCUCAUACGAAUUACCCAACAAAUAUGAUCCAUGCUACAUCCUUGAGGCAGUGGACGUCAAUGGAUUUGAUCUGUAUUACGAAGGUCUAAGUAACUUAUGUGGUCUUACGAAACUCAAGUGGCUCAGUCUUAAGGAUUGUAAAAACAUCAAUGACUGGGGUUUAGACAAGAUCUCAGGCGAAUUUCCUGAACUGGAAUAUCUGGAUAUCUCCGGCUGUGAGAAGAUCACUGAAAGAGGCCUGGAAUCUCUGUACAGAAUGAUGAAUUUGAAGAAAUUGAUUGUAACGAAUUAUAAUAAGUCUGUCGCUUUUGAACUAAGUUGCUUCAUGUUGGAGGAUUGUAUACCAGGAUUGACUUGUGAAAUUUUUAUGCCUGGAGAAAAAUCGAAAGACUAAUACCGAAUAAAAGAUUAGAAUCAUAAUGUAGCUUCUAACUA
Molecule: messenger RNA, 935 nt
Organism: Atta colombica
Lineage: Eukaryota; Metazoa; Arthropoda; Insecta; Hymenoptera; Formicidae
Product: ATP synthase subunit s-like protein
Exons: 1
Coding region: 79-894 (271 amino acids)
Source: RefSeq, a predicted model, not a curated record